Molecule: messenger RNA, 1357 nt
Organism: Ceratotherium simum simum (southern white rhinoceros)
Lineage: Eukaryota; Metazoa; Chordata; Mammalia; Perissodactyla; Rhinocerotidae
Gene: CLDN8
Product: claudin 8
Cellular component (GO): membrane; bicellular tight junction
Molecular function (GO): structural molecule activity
Source: RefSeq, a predicted model, not a curated record
UUCCAAGUAUCUCUUGUCAGUUUAGACACACUUGAGUUACCAUCCCCCUCUUAUUGGCCGAGAAAGUUGCCCCACCUGAUUUGUAAGUUUACCUGUCCUAGUCAACAGGGGGGGCACCUCAGCCAGCCAACACUGGAUUUAAUCUAGCUAGAAGUAGCAAAGCGGCUCUUAUUUGAAAAACCACUGAGUUCUGAGUUCAUUACUACAGGAAAACUGUUCUCUCCUGGGGCACAGAGAAUCUUGCUUCAGAACCAGCCUACCGGCUCAGGAAUCCAGUCGGAUAAAACCCAUCCUGGAGGAUAAUGGCUACCUAUGUCCUGCAAAUCGCCGGCCUGGUGCUUGGUGGUGUUGGCAUGGUGGGCACGGUGGCUGUAACCAUCAUGCCUCAGUGGAGAGUGUCUGCCUUCAUUGAAAGCAACAUUGUGGUUUUUGAAAACCUCUGGGAAGGACUGUGGAUGAAUUGCAUGCGGCACGCUAACAUCAGAAUGCAGUGCAAAGUCUACGAUUCCCUGCUGGCUCUCUCUCCGGACCUACAGGCAUCCAGAGGACUCAUGUGUACGGCUUGUGUGCUGGCCUUCCUGGCUUUCAUGAUGGCCAUCCUUGGCAUGAAGUGUACCAGGUGCACUGGGGACGACGAGAAGGUGAAGGGUUACAUCUUGCUAACAGCUGGAAUCAUCUUCAUCAUCACAGGCAUCGUGGUGCUCAUCCCUGUGAGCUGGGUUGCCAAUACCAUCAUCAGAGAUUUCUACAACCCAAUAGUGGAUGUUGCCCAGAAACGUGAGCUUGGAGAAGCCCUCUACAUAGGCUGGACCACGGCGCUGGUGCUGAUUGCUGGAGGGGCACUGUUCUGUUCUGUUUCUUGUUGCGAUGAAAAGAGCAGUAGCUACAGAUACUCCAUACCUUCCCAUCGCACAACCCAAAAAAGCUACCACGUGGAGAAGAAGUCACCAAGCGUGUACUCCAAAAGUCAGUAUGUGUAGUUGUGUACAUUUUCUAACUUUACCUAUAAAACCAUGCAGAUGACUAAAAUGUCCACUAUUUUCUACAAAUGGAACCCAAAGGAACAUUGAUUUGCUGUUCUUAACUGCCUAACAUUAAUCACAGGAACGGUGCACGAGCUAUUUAUGAUUCUCUAACCUAUUUCAGCAGAAUGAGAUAUUACACACACUGCUUUGAUUGUUCUAGGAAGUACAGUAAUUUGUUUUCUAAAAUGGUGCAUGCAUCUUUUCCCUUUAUCAGUUACUUCAAAAUGACAUGGUUAAAGACUAUUAUUUGACAACCAUGAUUUCUCUAUGACAUGGCAUUAUGUAUGUAGAUGAGAGUGACGUUUAUAUCUCGCAUAAAUAGAAACAGGCUU